Messenger RNA from Agrilus planipennis (emerald ash borer), 1197 nucleotides. RefSeq names its product tyrosine-protein phosphatase non-receptor type 4-like. The annotation marks the transcript as partial. Gene Ontology annotation, biological process: protein dephosphorylation. Lineage: Eukaryota; Metazoa; Arthropoda; Insecta; Coleoptera; Buprestidae. The record is from RefSeq and is a predicted model, not a curated record. The transcript has 5 exons. Gene Ontology annotation, molecular function: protein tyrosine phosphatase activity; protein binding.
AUCUGUACAGGUGGUGCGACAGUGGAUGUUCCGAUUCAAGUGUCUCGCGUAGCACCCGGUACUCCAGCAGACAAAUGUGCCCCUCGUUUAUCAGAGGGUGAUCAAAUCGUUCAGAUAAAUGGGCACGAUGUUACGCAUGGGCUUCAUCAGACCGUCGUUCAGUAUAUACAAAAAGCAAGAAGGACUAAUGAAGGCAAGUUAGUUUUGGUAGUGAAACCGAGCCCAAUCUAUUCUGGUGACGAGUAUGAGGAGCCUCCUUACCAUUACGUUCCGGUAGGUGACGUCCUAAGGACCCCAUCGCCCAGUAAUGCACUGGAACAAAGCAUGCUUCUUUUAGAAGACGGACUAGCUAACGGAGCAUUGAUUACACAAUAUGAGAUCAUGUACAGGAAACAUCCCGAUCUCAUGUGCGACGAGGCCGUUAAACCGAAAAACAUUAAUAAGAACAGAUAUAGGGAUAUUUUGCCGUAUGACGUUACGCGUGUCGUUUUAAAGCAUUCUCCAGGUGGUGACUACAUAAAUGCAAAUUAUGUUAAUAUGCAUAUAUCGGGUUCGGAUGUAAUUAACAAGUAUGUAGCAACGCAAGGCCCGCUUCCAUCUACAACCGAAGACUUCUGGCAGAUGGUACUCGAAGAAGAAAGUAAUUUAAUCGUAAUGUUAACAACGGUCGUCGAAAGGGGACGAGUCAAAUGUCACAAAUAUUGGCCGAGUUUGGGAGAGGAAUUGACACUAACCAACGUAACCGUUAAAUGCCUCGUAGAGGAAACUGACGACUCACGUAGCUUCGUUUUUCGAGAUUUUCUUCUGCAUGAUGUUAAGAACGACAGGGAGAGAAAAAUAAAACACAUGCAAUACGUAGCAUGGCCUGACCACGGCGUGCCCGAAUCGCCUGAACAAUUUCUUGGUUUUACGCAGCGUGUACGCGAAACGCGGGACACAGACGGAGGACCUAUGAUAGUGCAUUGUAGCGCAGGAAUCGGUCGUACGGGGGUGCUAGUACUUAUGGAGACCGCUAUGUGCCUUAUCGAAAUGGGCGAGCCCGUCUAUCCCCUUGACAUUGUUCAAAUAAUGCGCAAACAACGCGCCAUGAUGAUCCAAAAUGCUAGUCAAUACAGGUUCGUAUGUGAAAGUGUGCUUACAUUUUAUACACAAAAGAUUUUAGUAUCCGAAAAUCAUCAUCCGAGGUGAACGUGUACC